Messenger RNA from Hansenula anomala, 2759 nucleotides. Its product is annotated as Zn(II)2Cys6 transcription factor domain-containing protein. Gene Ontology annotation, biological process: regulation of DNA-templated transcription. The record is from RefSeq and is a predicted model, not a curated record. NCBI's taxonomy places the organism in Eukaryota, Fungi, Ascomycota, Saccharomycetes, Phaffomycetales, Wickerhamomycetaceae. Gene Ontology annotation, molecular function: DNA-binding transcription factor activity, RNA polymerase II-specific; zinc ion binding. Bases 264 to 2615 code for a protein of 783 amino acids. The transcript has 3 exons.
CCAAUUUGCCCUAGUUCCAAUUCACACGAGAAGCUUCUGAUCGUGUGGCCGACGUGUUUUUUUUUGUUUUGUUUUUCCCGCGAAUAGCAGGCCUUUUGAGUUUUUUGCUACCAAUUUUAGUGGGUAAGAGGUGGUUGAAAGGUUUUUGAUAGUCGGUGUUUUUUUUUUUGCAGAACCAUAUCCUUGGGUAAAAAGAUUCAAAUCUGUAAUUUAAUUUGUGCUUCUUCUCAUAUAGACUCGUGCUUGUUCAUGAAGAUUCCAUCAUGAGCAACAAUAUGAAUGCAGUGUGCAUAGGUUGUCGUUUAAGGAGAAAGAAAUGUGACAGAGGCAAACCAAUAUGUACGAGUUGUUUGGAGCUAAAUAUUAGUCCAGAUUUAUGCAUUUACCCUAAAUCAAAGCUACAGCUUGCCUCCAAAGAUUCCAAAAUAACCUUGGAUUUAUUGAGAAGUAAAAAUAAAGAACUGAAGGAAGAAUAUGAAGCGGUAAAAGCUGGCGAGAAACCAUCAACCAACUCUUUGCAAAACAACAAUGUUGUCCUUAGCAGUCAAAACAACCCAAGUGACAAGAUAGACAACACACCAAUAAACCCAUCCGCAGAGGUUCUAGGAUUCGUUCAAGAUCCAAUAAAUACCACAGUUAAGGAAACAAACGAAUUUUUAUUACAUUGUGGCCCAUUAUCAUGGGUCUCUUUAAUGAGUUUUGAAAAAGAUUUUGCUCAAUUAUGUCUUCAAUUUGGACAAAUUAUUGCAAUAGCUAAAGAUCUUCGAAAGGAUUCAAGACGUGGUGAAUUCAUCGAUCAAGCAGAUUCAGAUACUCGUUUUAAUGAUAUUAAAAGUAGAUUAUCCAGAAUAUUGUUGGGGAUUGACCCAAAUGAAAACAUUUUCAAAGUUAUGGAGGAGCUUUUCCUGGAGAUUGAAAAUAGAUUGCCUCAUUAUGAUAUGGUUAUGACUUUGAUUGAUAGAUUCUUCAUCACUACAAGGAUCCAAAAGAUGGGUGUGAUUCAAUUGAACGAAGAUAGUUUUUAUGAAACUUUGAGUCAAAUUAUUACAAAAGAUUCAAAUGGUCGUGUAAAGAUAACUGUUAAAUUUCCUGAUGAAUACUACAAGACCCCUGGUGUUUCAUUAUUGUUGUCAAUUGUUGCAACGAUGCUUUUCCAGGUGAAUCAAUUAGUCAAUCCAAUCACAUCUGCUAAUCAUUUGUUGAUUUUAGAUUGUAUAAAGGUGUUAUUCGUUGGUUUUAGUAUCUUUAAAAGAACAUCACCAACACCCGAAGCUGUUGUUUCACCAGAGUUGGCUGUUCAACUAUUGCAAGGGUUUCUAUAUUAUGUUGGAUUUGAUCGUUAUAAUCCACAUGGUCGUGAACAUGAAAAAGCUGAUAAGACAGGUGAGAAUGCUAUAUGUGUUCGAAAGAUGGUUUCUUAUGCUAGAGCUUUGAAACUGAAUUGUGAUAUUGAAAAGAUUUAUAGACAUAAAUCCAAGAAUUAUAGACGAAGUUUGAAAAAAUCUAUUGAGUUUGGGUUACCAACAAAGAUCAAAAGGGAUGAACUUUAUUGUUAUGAUGAUUGUCAAGAUGAAUAUUCCAAAUCGGUUAUUGUAUUGAAUGAGUUGAUUGCUGAUUUCCAAAAUAUUGAAAAAAUUUCAAAUACGUUAGAUUUCAUCCAAUUGGUGGAGAAGAAUCUUAUUACAAAAGCUAAAAACACAUUAAGAGAUUUAUUUAAACCGAUUCAUGAAGAUCUGAAAACUUUAAAUGAGAUGAACUUUGAUGAUUUAUCAUUAGUGCACAAGUUCAUGGCCAUCACACAAACUUUUAACGUCAGAUUAACAUUACUCACCUUAAUUGAAACUUAUUAUCAUCAUUGUUUUGCUCGUUUAAAACAAUCAGGUUAUGAUAACACUGAUUUUUGCAAAAAGUAUCAAAUAUUGGCAAUGAAGUACUCAUUAUUAGUUUUCCAAGUGAUAUCAGGUAUAUUUUCAGCUUAUAGAAGAUUAUGGGGUCAUGAGAAUAGUACAACAUUUGGUAGUUUAGGUACAAUUUUGGCAAUUUUCUCCACAAUGAAGUUUACUUUUAGAAGAGUCACUAUUUUCGCUGGUGCUAGAGUAUUUGAAGGAUUACCAGUUGAAAAAUCCACAGUUAUUUUAGAUUUGUUCGAAUUGGGUAAAGAAACUGAUUCUGAAAUUUUGAAUUAUUUGUUGAGAACCCAAAAACAUCCGUUUUUCACCAUUGCAGAUUUAGAAAAUGGUGUCGUUGAUAAUCAUGAUGAAAUUUUGCUAAAGAAAUUUUCAAUAUUGACAGAUUAUAGAUUUUCCAUGUUGAGUGCUGCUGUUUCAAUGUACAACUUGGCAGAAUCAUUGAACAAUAGUCGUUAUGAUUUGAAUUUUGUUCGAUUGAAUCGUGCAUUUUAUUUUGCUUUGAAACUGGUUUCAUUUUUCACAAGAUUAGAAUAUAGAAAUGAAGUUUAUGGGAAAGAUAGUUUGACUAGCGGUAAGAAUAAAAAGAAUACCAUCAAUGAAGUCAAUUUGGAAGAAUUUUACAGACAAGCUAUUAGCACUAAAUCCAAUGACGCCUUGGAUCUGGAGAUAUUCUUCAGUGCUCCAAAUUCAAGCGGAUUUUUUUAAAGUAUUGAAGAUGGUGAUUUUAAGAAUUUGAAAACAACAAGGACGUUCUAGACUUAUACGUUUUUUAUAAAGAAGAAGACAAUUUUUAUAGAUUGAAGUGGUUUGAGAGCACAUUUGAAAGCAGACAAGAACUAUUUAUAUGAC